AUGGUCGUUACAAUGACGCAGGAAACACCCACUGUAAAGGCGAACGAGGAAUCCGUAGAUGGAGUUAAAAGUGCGGUGGUUCCCGUAUUGUUGUAUAUACUGGGUCCUAUAAUAACGAUUUGCGAUCAGUCAGUAACUUUCCUUCAAGAAAAUAUACUGUGUCCUCUUGUUAGAAAUGACAGGGAGCAUAUUCUAUGCUGGAAUAAAGAAGUAGCAUUCCCAAUCUUAUUUUUUUUCGCUUCAACUGUUGUGAGUAUCAUUUAUACUAUUACUACAAGAAUAUAUAGAAUUCUAAGGGAACCUAAUGGUGGAAAAGGGAGUUCUAAAAAAAAAAAAAAAAAAAAAAGAAAAUAUGAAGAAGAAGAAGAAGAAGAAGACGAGGAGGAAGAAGAGGAAGAGGAAGAAGACGGAGAGGACGAUGACGAUGAAGAAAAUAAUGAAAAAAAAGGUAAAAGGCGUAGGUCACAACGACAGAAGCAGAAGAGACAAAGAUAUGAAGGACAAAAUUUUCAACUAAUGCAUCAAUCUCCAGUGCAGUAUGCUCAAAUAUAUCCAAAUUUAAUGCAAUAUCCGCAGAUGUGUGCAACUCCAAUGAUAUAUCCACAAAUGCAGCAGCAACAAUUGGAGAUACAACCGAUGCAAAUUCCACAAUAUCAACAACCUCAAGUGCAAAUUCCGCAAUAUCAACAAAUGCAAGUGCAAAUUCCACAAUAUCAACAACCUGGAAUAAAUGCAAUUGGGACAAAUAAGGAAAGAAGUAAAGAACAAACAAAUAUAAUAACCGAACGUGAGCAUACACAAUUGGAAGAUAACAUAUAUCAUUUUGGUUACCAUCCCACAUAA
This is a messenger RNA of Plasmodium knowlesi strain H, 843 nucleotides long. RefSeq lists its product as uncharacterized. The coding region runs from base 1 to 843 and encodes 280 amino acids. Lineage: Eukaryota; Apicomplexa; Aconoidasida; Haemosporida; Plasmodiidae. The transcript has 2 exons. The record is from RefSeq and is a predicted model, not a curated record.